This is a messenger RNA of Coccinella septempunctata (seven-spotted ladybird), 895 nucleotides long. RefSeq names its product early nodulin-20-like. The record is from RefSeq and is a predicted model, not a curated record. The coding region runs from base 198 to 815 and encodes 205 amino acids. The transcript has 2 exons. NCBI's taxonomy places the organism in Eukaryota, Metazoa, Arthropoda, Insecta, Coleoptera, Coccinellidae. Gene Ontology annotation, molecular function: zinc ion binding; nucleic acid binding.
UGGCCGUGUCAUUUUUGCUUUGUCCAAUGGAUUGGUGAGUUUCCCAUAGGGGGGAGAGUUUUUCCGAGUAGAGAGGGGAUGUUUCUUCGCGGCCCUGGAAGGUGAAGAGAAAAAGAGAGACAAUCGUUGUUGAGAGGUGAACGAGUGGAGUGUGUGCAAAGUAAAACCGUACUUACGAAUCAAAGGAAAAUCUAAGGAUGAAACGUUACUCGAUGGGCCGACCGUUAACCUUUAGGGAACCGACCCCACCGUCCGGACCGCCUUCUCCAGAAAGUAAUGGGUCGACGCUCAGCCUGUCGGCAGACUGGGAGGUGCCGCAGGAAAGAAAAAGGGACGCCGGGACCAGCACAGAACCGCCAGCCACCAGGACCGUGGGUACCGGUGGAUAUCAUGUCUACCUGGGGUUGGGCCCCCGAAGCUGUUGGCGGUGUGGCAACGAAGGCCACCGACGAGAACACUGCGGAGGGGAGCGGGUGAAAUUUUGUUCUAGGUGUGGCUGCGUGGGUGUGCUAUCACGGGAUUGCUGUGCCCGAACCACCGACCGUGACAGAAGACCGCCCUUAACCACCGUCAGCCAGCGAGGAACCCCGAGCCGGAGCGGACCCUCAGGAAGCAGGGCAGAGGCCGUACUCCCGGAUCUCCGGUUGAGGCCCGCCACACCGACGCCGGCACCGACGCCUGUACCGACGCCUGUACCGACGCCUACACCGACGCCUGAACCGACGCCUGCACAGACGCACAUACCGGUACCGUCCAAACCGUCGCCGCCCACACCGUUGCCGACCCCACCGAAAAAGAAGGUGAAAGUGGAUUGAGACCGUUAAAUCAUUACCGUAAAAGACAAAACACCGUUGUUCAAUACCGUUAUUUCCGUUGAAUAAAUACCGUUCCGAAA